AUGGCGGAAGCGCCUAACUCUACAACACGCGGCAAGCAAAUAAUGCAAUCAGAGGCAGCAGGCCCUAACACCAAAGCAACCGACAAAAUCGAGGAGCUCUUUAACAAAUUUUGGGCAAAGUUAUCACGUAGAGCGAAGCAAACGGCAUCCAUACAAGAGUUACCCACGGGCGAAUGUAGAAGCAGCAAGAUGAGGCGCGGGAAACCCCUGGAAGGCGGGAAGGUGUCCCAAGCUAAUACAAUGAGCAGAAGCUACCCACCAGGGCAGAGAGCGCAGAGGGCCCUAAUUGGCAAGCACAAACUACCCCCAAGGAGGGCUGCAACAUAUACACAAGAGCCUAAACCGAGAGCAUGCAAGGUCCAACCAAACAGGAAGAUCAAAGACCCCAGAAGACAACAAGGUCACUACCAAGAGGUACCAACCCCUCCGAGACCCUGGGGCAGGACUGACACCACGGUUACGCAUCACCACAAUAUUUGCCAUUUUGACAUUGGCAGGGAACGGAGGAGUGCCUGCCAGAGGGGCCACAACAGGACCCACCCAGUAACAACUCCACAUGGCACACCUACUAUGGUCCACAAGCAGAGGUCCGGGAUCAGCACACAGUCUCUCCUGCACCUGAGUGCCACACGCCUACCAGACAAGAAAGCGGCUGGUCUCCGCUGGCCCACCUGUGGGAUCGGAUGA
Messenger RNA from Pelobates cultripes (western spadefoot toad), 687 nucleotides. The record is from the annotation of a GenBank genome assembly. Lineage: Eukaryota; Metazoa; Chordata; Amphibia; Anura; Pelobatidae.